CUCCCGGAGUGAUGUCACCUGACCGAGGGUAAGGCUGGGGAGGCUGAGGAGUGUGUGCAGAGCUGGAGCAGCUGAGGAGGAGAGAGGAGCCUCUGUAUACCGCUACACCUCACCUGUAUACAGGGCAUGAGCACAAGAUAGACCUUUCGGAGUGAUAACACCUACUCGUGUUGCUAUGUGACUCCUUUUGAAGAUCUCAAGUACCAUCUUAGGAAGAAAAUAAAGGUUCUCAAGGCACCAUACGCUCGAAAGAAAAAAAAUAUGGGGAACCAUUUUACCGAAAUAGCACCCAACACCUCCUUUCUACCUACGUUCCAGACCCUACAUGUUGUGGUGAUAGGGUUGGACUCUGCCGGGAAGACCUCUUUGUUGUACAGACUAAAAUUUAAGGAGUUUGUGAAAUGCGUUCCCACCAAGGGGUUCAAUAUGGAAAAGAUCAAGGCCCCAGUUGGGAAUUCCAAAGCCAUCACGUUCCAAGUCUGGGAUGUAGGUGGCCAGGAGAAACUGAGACCUUUGUGGAAAUCCUACACCAGGCGGACUGAUGGUAUGGUGUUUGUUGUGGACUCUUCGGAGCAGGAACGCAUGGAGGAGGCCAAAGUGGAGCUCCAUAAAAUUACCAGGACUUCUGAAAACCAAGGCGUGCCCGUAUUAAUCGUGGCCAACAAACAGGACGUAGCCGACGCGCUCUCUGUAGCAGAGGUGGAAAAGCUUCUGGCGUUGCAUGAACUUGGCACGUCUACAUUGAGUCACAUUCAGGGCUGCAGUGCCGUGGACGGCAGAGGUUUGCACCAGGGACUCGAGAAACUUUACGACAUGAUCUUAAAAAGGAAGAAGAUGCUGAGACACAGCAAAAAGAAGCGGUGAACGUCAUAGACGUCUUUCCUGCAUUUACCUUCUACGUGUUACAUCCUUAAAGGAGAACUUCACUGUUUUAAUGGAAGUUUCCACCUUGCUACUGUACCGGCAAACUGGACCAUUGCCGGUCAAACCACCUUCACCAUCUGGGGGAAGCCUGUCUGCUUGAAGGAGCCUGCACAAACCUCACCACAAAAUCCAUUCACCCUGGAGUGAACCUAUAUAGCGGUACAUUUAUUGGAGGAUACAGACACAUUAAGGGAAAACGUUUGUCUUGCAGAAAUGGAACACUUUUUUUUAGUUUUUUUUGUCUUUGGGUUUUAUGAACAUGCAAAUGACCAAUGGCCUUGGAUGACCGGUGCACCUGGAGAUGACAAUGAGGGACAUUUACUUAUUUAAUAAAGACAUGGGGGCAGCAUAAACUGUUUAUAUACUUGAUCACUAUCGCUUAGCAUUUUUUUUUAAGAGUAUUUGGGUAUUUUUUUUUUUAAAUCCCAAAUCUCCUUACCACGAAAUGAACAUUUUUUUUGUACAAGCCUUGUAUAUGUUUGUAGAAUGGUCACUUUAAGUUAUUUAUAGUAAAUA
Hyla sarda is the source of this 1440-nucleotide messenger RNA. RefSeq names its product ADP ribosylation factor like GTPase 4D (gene ARL4D). Gene Ontology annotation, cellular component: cytoplasm. The record is from RefSeq and is a predicted model, not a curated record. The coding region runs from base 262 to 864 and encodes 200 amino acids. Lineage: Eukaryota; Metazoa; Chordata; Amphibia; Anura; Hylidae. The transcript has 2 exons. Gene Ontology annotation, molecular function: GTPase activity; GTP binding. Gene Ontology annotation, biological process: intracellular protein transport; vesicle-mediated transport.